AUGUCCCUUUUUGAGGUGGUGCAGCGACAGGUGCGCCAGCGUGGGAUGGUGCCGAAAUUGGUCAAGUCUCUACCUCAUAUAUCACUCCUUCUUGUAAUAUUGAGUUUUGUAUGGAUCACAAUGUUACCAAUGGCAGGCCAGUUUAGACACACAUACAUCUCGGAAAAUGCCCUCAUGCCGUCCCAGGCGUACAGUUUUUUCCGCGAGUCUGAGUGGAACUAUCUCAGGGGUUACAGGGAGGAAAUUUACAGGCACGAUAAGGCCACCUUGCUGGAAAGAAAUGCUAUGGUUAAGGAAUGGCUCGGUGAGAUCGGAUACAAGACAGCAAUUCUCAACUAUACAGAGCCACUUACCGGCAUUGAGAAGCCAACGCUUUAUGCCAUAUACCACGCACCAAAGGGAGAUGACACCGAGGCCAUGGUGAUGGUUGCUCCUUGGCAUACCAAAGAAGGUGAGUUCAAUCUAGGUGGUGCGGCUUUAGGCUUGAGUCUCGCGAGGUAUUUCCACCGGAUGUCGAUCUGGGCCAAAAACAUCAUCGUUGUGUUUCCGGAGGAUGGUCAGGACACACUCAGAAACUGGGUCAAUUCGUAUCACACGAGUCUUGACCAAACUGGUGGCUCUAUAUUGAGUGCGAUCAUCAUGGAAUAUCCAAGUGGAGGAGAUAGUGUCGACUACAUUGAGCUUGAGUAUGCCGGAUUGAACGGCCAGCUACCUAACUUAGACUUGGUCAACACUGCUAUCAUGGUUGCUGAUCAUGAGGGCUUUAGAGUUUCCAUUCAUAAGGCACCAAGAGGCCAACUAUGGGCCAAUGACUACGGCAGCAGACUAACCACACUUGUGCAGGCUGUGCUCGACUACGGAACUGCCGGUAUAUUGCCUCCACCCGGAAGCUUCGGUGGAAACGGCUGCGAGGCCUUUAGCGGCUGGAAUAUCCAAACUGUGACUUUGCAUGCUGUCGGAAAAGGUGAGAGAGAUAUCACCACCUACGGCCGUGUUGUGGAGGCCAUCUUCCGUUCUGUGAACAACUUGCUUGAGAAAUUCCACCAGUCGUACUUCUUCUACCUCUUGCUAGGCCCUCAGUCCUUCGUCUCCAUCGGUACUUACCUACCUUGUGUAGCCUUGGUGGCUGCCGCUUUUGUAGUUGCUGCUGUGUCUGUUCUGCUAAACAAUGCAAACAUAAACAACUCUGGGUUGCAGCUUUCAACGUUCAUGGUUGCGCCUUCCAGCUCCAAGGUCUUGAUUGUCUCAAUGUUGUCUUUUUUAGCCACACUCACUAGUUCUGUUACUGCGUGCCUGCUUCUCUCCAAAAUAUCCUCACACCACUCAUACAGUGUGAGCAGUGAUCUGUUCUAUCAUGAUCUCACGUACAGGUACUGCAUCAUCCCGGCAACAGCUCUCUGCCUAUUACCGGUUGUCACUUCAUACUUUAUCAAAAUGCGUGCUUCUCGUUUUAUCAAUGAUGUUGCCCGCUUUCUCUACUCUUUCUCGCUUUACUGCUUUGCAUUCACCCUUGUGGCAAUGAUGCUCUUGCACUUCUCACUUUCGGCAUUGGUCGCAUUGGCAGCCUUACCAUUAACAUUUAUUCGGUAUGGCCCUGCUUCCAACAAACAUAAUAGACUGAAAUGUGCAAUGUGGCUAUUCAUCUCCUCUCCAUUCACCUGGAUCUUUGCGUUGGGUAUUAUGAGUAAGACCAACUUCCAGUUGGACAGGGUCAGAAACUUGGUCCAAUACUUCCGGUAUGGCCUACUACAGAGAGAAAUUCAGAAUGUUAUCGACUGGAUGCAGGAUACCAGCUUGCAUGAAAUAUUAAAUGGCCCCGUCAAUGUCCUAUACGGUCUAAUUAGUGGAUACUGGCGUUUCCAAAACUGGACUUGGUUCUUCCUAUCAAUAAGUUGGAUACCUGCUUGGCUCAGUGCACUUUUCGUUUCUUGCUUUGAUGUCCGGUCCGCAGACUAUGAUGUCUCCGAAGAGAAGAAGAAUGAAUAG
Messenger RNA from Brettanomyces bruxellensis, 1986 nucleotides. RefSeq lists its product as uncharacterized. Gene Ontology annotation, cellular component: GPI-anchor transamidase complex; membrane. The transcript has a single exon. The record is from RefSeq and is a predicted model, not a curated record. NCBI's taxonomy places the organism in Eukaryota, Fungi, Ascomycota, Pichiomycetes, Pichiales, Pichiaceae. The coding region runs from base 1 to 1986 and encodes 661 amino acids. Gene Ontology annotation, biological process: attachment of GPI anchor to protein.